This is a messenger RNA of Micropterus salmoides (largemouth bass), 4165 nucleotides long. RefSeq names its product BCAR1 scaffold protein, Cas family member (gene bcar1). Gene Ontology annotation, cellular component: cytoplasm; plasma membrane; focal adhesion. The transcript has 8 exons. Gene Ontology annotation, biological process: cell migration; cell surface receptor protein tyrosine kinase signaling pathway. NCBI's taxonomy places the organism in Eukaryota, Metazoa, Chordata, Actinopteri, Centrarchiformes, Centrarchidae. The coding region runs from base 447 to 3296 and encodes 949 amino acids. The record is from RefSeq and is a predicted model, not a curated record. Gene Ontology annotation, molecular function: protein binding.
CGUCCGCUAACGGUACAGACCUGUCAGCAUAACGGCGGUCGCUUCACCUCCCGUGUCAUCUUUUACUAGCUUUACUGAAACAUUCCUAAAGGGGUCGGAGAAAGAAUCCGUGGGAGAAGAGAGGAGCGGCGUAGGGACACGCAGGGCGGGAGGCGGAGUAGAGAGAGCCGGGUCUGCUGGACGCUGAGGCGGCCGCGCCGCUGCUGCUGCUGCUGCCGCCGCAAAGCCUGCUUUUUCUGCGGACACAUUUUACACUUUCACUCCCGACUCAGCGAAGCCCCGACCCCUCUGUGGAGCUGGAUGUUUGCCUUUCCUACAGAUUUCACCAUGGAAUGGAUGAAGGAGGACUGACACUUGGGGAGCCGUGAAGAAAAGAUCGAUCUGUUGGAAAAGUAGCAUCUGGAAAAAGCCCACCAGGAGCCGAGGAGAGUGACAGCAGCAGCAAAAUGUCUGUCCCUAACGUGUUGGCCAAGGCCUUGUAUGACAACGUGGCAGAGUCUCCGGACGAGCUGUCCUUCCGCAAAGGCGAUAUCAUGACGGUGUUGGAGCGUGACACGCAAGGAUUGGACGGCUGGUGGCUCUGCUCCCUCCACGGCCGCCAAGGCAUUGUCCCUGGCAACCGUCUCAAGAUUCUGGUCGGCAUGUACGACAGCAAGCAGCCGACCACACCUUCCACGCCAGAUCCAGCCACUUCCUGUCCGCCCCCACAUGCGCAGCGACCCCUCCUUCCUCAGGGCGGCUACACCAAGCCAACGGCUGUGCCGUCGUCUGCUGCCAACAAGCCCCUCCCAUCAACUCAGUACACGUCUAUGCACCCGGCCUACUCCACCCCCAGCCCUGCACAGCCCAAUCCUGACUCUGUCUACAUGAUGCCCCCUUCUCACAGCUCCAAACCAAGUCCCCAAAGCCUGUACCAGAUCCCCUCUGGCCCAAUUGGACCCCCCCCACAGACCCAGCCAGGACCCCCCAGCAAGGGCCCAGCCCUAGCCCAGAGACAGUAUCAGCUGCCUGGGCAGGACAUCUACCAAGUGCCCCCCUCUGUAGGCCCAGGGCCAGGCCAGGCAGCAGCCCCAGCUGGGGGGACAGGAGCUGGGCAGGAUGUGUACCAGGUGCCCCCCUCCCUGGAUAAGAGGAACUGGGAUAGUAGCAACAAGCCGCUGGGCAAGGUGGUAGUUCCUACUCGGGUUGGACAGGUGUAUGUGUAUGACACAGUGAAACCAGACCAGGACGAGUACGACGUCCCACCCAGACAUCAGCCUCCGACCCAGCAGGACAUCUACGACGUGCCACCCACCCGCCAGCAGUACAACACACAGGUGUAUGACACUCCUCCCAUGGUGGUGAAGGGGCCAUCUAGUGGUCAUUUUAUAUAUGACACCCCAGCAAGCACAGACAAGAACUCACAGCAAAUGGUCUAUGACUUCCCCCCGUCUGUCAGUAAAGACGUCCCUGAUGCUCAGCCAGUCAGAGAGGAGACCUAUGACGUACCACCCCACUUUGCCAAACUCAAGCCACAAGUACCCGUCCCUCCUGGCCAGUACCUGCACAACAACCUCAACGAUGAUGAUGAGCCGCCGAUACCAGAGGACGUGUACGACGUCCCACCCCCCAUUCUGACUGAAAAGCAUUAUCAUGCAGAAAGGGGCGGAGUCAGCCAGGCCCCCCAGGAAAUCUAUGACAUCCCGGCCAGCCUGCGGAGCGGAGGUCCCCCAACCCAGGAUGUGUAUGACUUUCCUCGGGAACGAGAGGAGAAAGGAGACCAAUAUGUCUACGAUGUCCCACCACAGGUUGUGCGUGAUGCCCAGUCCACCAGUGAGGAGCUGACCUUCAAGCGGCUGUCUGCCUCGAGCACUGGAAGCACACGGAGCAACCACUCUGCUUCGUCCUUGGACAUGGUCCCUGUCCGUGACACCUCCUCUUCCUCCUCACUUUCUGCUCCUGGCUCCACUCCAGCGAAACCCCUCAUCUUGGACCUGGAGCAGGCCAUGGAGCGUCUGUCUCGUCUCCAGCAAGCUGUUGAGUCCAGCGUUUCCCUCAUGAUGUCAUUCAUCACAGGUAACUGGAGAAGCCCUGCUCAACUGGAAGGGAACCUCCCAGCCAUUCAUCAGGCUGCUGACCGGGUGCGCGUCACUGUCCGAGACUUCCUAGAAUUUGCCCGGGGCGCUGUGGCGAAUGCGGCCCAGGCCACAGACCGCUCUCUGCAGACCAAACUGGGCCGUCAGGUGGGGAAGAUGGAGGAGGUCUUCCAGAGUUUGGUGCGACACAGUCAGAGCUUAGAUGGCCUUUCCUGGUCGCACACGGCGCUCACAGCACCGCCACCAGGAGGGGAUGACUUAGAUCGACUAAUCAUGACGGCACGAGGAAUCCCAGACGACGCCAAGCAGCUCGCCUCCUUUCUGCAUGGUAAUGCGUCUCUGCUCUUCAAGCGGACCACCCGGCACCAGCAGCAGCUGCCGCUUCCUCCAAUUCCAGGGGAGAUCAGUGGUCACAUGACAGGAUCAGGAAGUGGUAGCUAUCAGGGAGGGGAGAAGGUGAACAUUCAGUUGCGGCCCCUUCCCUCUCCGCCAAAGUUUACAGCUGCAGAGGAAGAGGAAGGUGUGGACAGGCCAUAUGAGACCACAGAGGAAGGCUGGAUGGAGGACUAUGACUACGUACAUUUACAGGGAAAGGAAGAGUUUGAAAAGAACCAAAAACAGCUGCUGGAGAAAGGCAACAUCAUCAGACACAAGACACAACUGGAACAGCAACAGAUUAAACAGUUUGAGCGGCUAGAGCAGGAAGUCAGCCGGCCAAUCAACAAUGACAUGACUGGCUGGGUCCCGUCCCCGCACCACCCUCUGGCCAACCACUUGGCCCAGAACGGCUCUGGAGCCCUCACCUCGUCCAAACUGUGCAACGGCGACCGGCAGCUCCUCCUCUUCUACCAGGAGCAAUGUGAGCAGAAUGUCACCACGGUGACCAAUGCCAUCGAUGCCUUUUUCACCGCCGUCAACUCCAACCAGCCACCCAAGAUCUUUGUGGCGCACAGCAAGUUCGUCAUCCUCAGCGCGCACAAGCUGGUGUUCAUUGGCGACACACUGUCACGCCAGGCCAAGUCUCCUGACGUGAGGGCCCGGGUGGCCCAGAGCAGCAACACCCUUUGCGAAAAACUCAAAGACAUUGUGAUCAGUACAAAGACAGCUGCUCUUCAGUAUCCUUCCCCUGGAGCAGCCAGAGAGAUGACUGAGAGGGUAAGGGAGCUGGCAGGGUGUACGCAGCAGUUCAGGAUGGUGCUGGGACAGCUGCUGGUGAUGUAGGGGGAGUGGGGGGAGGAGUGCUGCCCUGUACACCCUUCCAGUGUGAGGUUGGAGACCCUGCGUGCCUCGACAGGAUGAGGCUUUCCAUCACUUAUGCGCUUGACAUGUAGCAUGAGAAACCCUGUGUGGCCCUGGGUCCUGGGGGUCUGGCACCCUGUCUGGGAACGGGGACACUGACCUCACUUCCAUCCUCUGCUCUUUCCCUACCUUGCCUUUCACUGGGACCGUUCUUCCCUCAUCCCUCCUUCCUCUGUGUGCUUUUUAAUCUAGACAAACUAAAAGGAACAUUUUAUCUUCAGUGGGCUGGGCCAAUGGUUGUAAAAUAAUCAUUGUAAAUAUUUAAGUCACCUAUUCAGUCAGAAAACCAGAAAGAGAAAGACUUAAGAACUUCUAGUAUAUAAAUAUAAAUAUAUGGUUCUCUUUUUUUUGAAGAAAGAAAAGAUGGAAACACAAGUGUAGUUUUUAGACUAUAUCAAUAAUUGCUAUUAUUAUUGCUAUACCGUAUAAUUAUGACUCUGAUUCUUGAUCCUUGUAUCAUUAUUGUUAUGGAUGUGUAAAUUCCAGAUAUGUAUGACUGUAUGUUGUAGUAUGUCUAUGCUCUUCUCCAUCCACUAAAACACUGGAGCACACACCCGUCUUUAAACUUUAAACUAUCCACCAGUUCAGGCAACACUGCUGCCAAAAGAUGUCCACGUAACUGUACAGUUCCUGUGCUGCAGUUAUUAAAGAUGAUCUCAGUGCCAUGUCAGUUGCUUUUUUGGAAAACUAUACGUAGGUUGUUUUGUAAGAGGCAUGUAUUAAAGAAAAGGAGUGUAAAAUGUUAAAAACUACAAAUGAAAUUAAAGAUGCGUUCAUUCUUUUCACUGACA